UUUCAAGUUCCCCAUUAGAAAAUGUGCCUGAUUUGUGACCAGUGCUUGGGAUGUAAAAACUAAGGGGGUAGCUAUGGAGAUAGAGAGCUUUCCUGGCUCCUUUCUUUGACAGGUGUUGAGUGGGGGAACUCGGAAAGAGAAACAAGCAUGUAUGCCAAAGGGAAGGGAUCCACUGUUCCCUCUGAUAGCCAGGCAAGGGAAAAAUUAGCUUUAUACGUAUAUGAAUAUUUGCUGCAUGUAGGAGCACAGAAAUCUGCACAGACCUUCUUAUCAGAGAUACGAUGGGAGAAAAAUAUCACAUUAGGCGAGCCGCCAGGAUUUCUUCACUCAUGGUGGUGUGUGUUUUGGGACCUGUACUGUGCAGCACCUGACAGAAGAGAGACAUGUGAGCAUUCGAGUGAAGCGAAAGCCUUCCAUGACUAUAGUGCAGCAGCUGCCCCCAGUCCGGUAAUGGGCAAUAUACCUCCCAAUGAUGGGAUGCCUGGUGGGCCAAUGCCACCUGGCUUCUUUCAGGGACCACCAGGCUCUCAGCCAUCGCCGCAUGCACAGCCGCCUCCUCACAACCCCAACAACCCCAUGAUGGGACCUCACAGUCAGCCAUUUAUGUCUCCCCGAUACCCUGGGGGUCCUCGCCCUUCACUUCGAAUGCCAAAUCAGCCUCCUGUCGGAGUUCCUGGUUCGCAGCAGUUGUUACCUAAUGCCAUGGAUCCCACAAGACCACAGGGACACCCCAACAUGGCUGGACCAAUGCAGAGAAUGAACCCUCCUCGGGGUAUGGCAGGGAUGGGGCCCCAGAACUACGGUGGUGGAAUGAGGCCCCCACCAAGCUCUUUAAGUGGUCCUGGAAUGCCCGGAAUGAACAUGGGACCAGGGGGACGGGGACCAUGGCCAAAUCCAAAUUCAAAUUCUAUAGCAUAUUCAUCAUCAUCACCAGGAAACUAUGUGGGUCCCCCAGGAGGAGGUGGACCACCAGGAACUCCCAUAAUGCCUAGCCCAGGAGAUUCUACAAACUCCAGUGAAAAUAUGUACACGAUGAUGAACCCAAUAGGACCAGGAGGAAACAGGCCGAAUUUCCCGAUGGGUCCGGGUCCUGACGGUCCAAUGGGAGGAAUGGGAUCCAUGGAGCCACAUCAUAUGAAUGGAUCAUUAGGUUCUGGUGAUAUGGACGGGUUGCCAAAGAAUUCCCCAAGUAACUUGGCAGGAAUGAAUAACCCCCCAGGAACUCCUCGAGAUGAUGGUGAGAUGGGUGGAAACUUCUUAAACCCAUUCCAAAGUGAAAGUUACUCCCCCAGCAUGACAAUGAGUGUGUGAUGCUGCCUCGUCCAUCCUUACCUUGUAACGAGUGCUGCUCGGACAUCAUCUUGAAGAUGUAAUCAAAACAAAUCAAAAAUAAACUGCGGAGUGUUCAAGAAGAGGCCAAGCAUAUUAAACCUGUAAAAUGUAUAGUUACAAUGAAAAGUUGACAUAAACUGAUGAAAAAAAAAAUUGGACUGCUUAUGCCGCCAGGGUGGCCAUCUUCAAAACACUAUGAAGAAACGAACAAGGAUAGAACUUCCCCUUGCAAUGCUGUUUCUUAAGUGUCUUGGUCAUCCUCUAGAUGGCACCAGUUGACUGCACAGCUGCUUAAUGAAUUGCAGUUGUGCCCAGUCGUUAUAGAGAACUGAGAUGUGAAAACUGCAGACUGACUGUACAUUUGAUGUGAGGUACUCUCCAAGAAGUGGAUGUUGGACCUUUUUUGAGAGAAACUGGAACUGUAGCCUCACACAUUUUUGUUUGUUUUUUUUAAAGGGUACUACUUGUGGUGUUUUCUGUAAAUCAAUUCCUCACUCCAGUGACCCCCAUACUAUUGGCAAGUAUGGGUCCACAUCUAGAUCGCAGGGUUACAGAAGGAUGUUGGUAAACCAAAAAACAGUGCAGCUAAGAACUGCAGUAUUCACAAAUGCGCAUACAUAUACUGACUCAGUGUGUUUUUAGCCAAUGUGAGUUUCCAUUUUUAUUUUCUUUGGUUGCACAUUCUGCAAUGGUUGCUGUUCCAGUCCUGUUACAAAAGACGCAGUUUUCCCGUUGCUGCAGUGUGUCUUAAUUUGUGCUGAAUUAAAGUUUACAGGUUCCUGCAAUAGACUGAGUGAUUACAUGAGGGUGUAAUUCAUAUGGUACCUGCCCAUUGAAGACCGGAUGCAGGGCAUGUAUUUCUUGUAAGACAUGCACCCAACAUGCUCAAGUCAAAAGUGUCACAGUUAGGAGGAAAUUACACAUCUGUUUAAUACACAUACAAAUCUAUAUAAAUAUAUUUCAUGAAUUCUGUUAAUCAAAAAAUUGUAAAAACAUCUUAUGUUAUAGUCAGUUAACAUAUUAACUCACACACCAGAGAGUUCUGUUGCCAAAGUGGCACCUUUCAUUUUUACUAAGUAUAUGUAUUAGAAUUUUAUUCUGAUAGCUUAUAACAGGAAAAGUGUAUAGUUUGUAAGAUGUAAUAUGGGGGCAGCGCAUAUGAAUGAAGAUCUGCAAACAGGAUUCUUUAAGAUAGGUUACUGCAUCGCUUUUACUGCUCACUCAAGUAUAUCUUAAGUUGCUACCUCUCAUGUUUUAUACAGGUAUAGGUCAGAUGAUGUUGCAGGGGGGAUCUGUUCCUCUAUAAUAUGUACUUGCACCCCAAAAUGUAGAACAACAGAUAAGUGAAACAUUUGGCACUAUUUGAAGCAUCAUCUACAUUUGUUUGAUGUAUUUUACCACAUAUGGAAUGUGCUGAUUGAUUUUAUCAUUUUUGUUUUACACUGAACUCUUUUAACAACAUAAGUGAUUUCUUUAAUGUUCUGUUAAAAGAUUACCGUCAUUGAUAUCGGUGUGGAAUGGGGAUACUCAUACUGCAGUAACCAGGACUGGAAAAGAUAUUCAGUAAUAGAGCUGAGUUAAAAAAAAAUGUAUGGCCAACUUAAAGAUGAGCACUAUUUCAUGCUUUCAGGCCCAUGCUAUUAAAACCAUGUGAUCGGAGUAUAAAAUUCCAUUGAACAGUAUGCAUCAGGUUUUUUGCCAUGGAGCCAGAAAUACCUGUUUGCUUCUGUUUGUAUGUCAAGGUGGGAUGUUUGCAAUGCUAAAAUGAAUCUGGGAAGUGCAUAAAAAUACACGUUUAACAUUAUGUAAUGAUACAGAUUAACUGUUUGUCUGUGUAGUAUGUACUUUGUUUCAGAAACCAUAAUUAUUCACUUAAUUCAUAAGGUACUAGCUAGGAUUACAUUUCAGAAUGUGGAAAGGAAAGUUCUUUAUGGAGUUUUCUUUCUUCAGAUCACAAGUUAUGACUGAUUCUUGUUACAGGCAUAGGCAAAUGAAAAAUAAGGUGCCAGUAUUUUUUGCAUUGUUCAGUUUGCAGCCAGGAAAUUAUUCUUUCUUUUUACAGACCGGUAUCUGACGAGACAGGAGCAGUGGUCACAGUGAUUUCCUCUGGAAUAUUGGCUAGUAAUGAAUACACUGGUGACCCACUUUAACAGAUUUCACACACUGAGCACCUGCUCUGCUUUUUUUUACCUGUGAUCUGUUGCGGUAGAUGUGCUCCAUUUAUAAAAUAAAUGGAAACAAAAGAGACAGCAGUACCUCACUUAGACAUUCAGACUGUUCAGGUUUUUAAUGGUUUUGCAGUCUGGUUGAACAACUGGGUCUGUUAUAGUUUGUACCCUUUCACUCCUAAAAAUAGGCAUAUACUUGAUUCUUGAUACGGAUUAGUUAUAUCAUUCCAUUUCCUUAAGUUCAGGUUUGCUAAGAAACAUAAAAUAUUUUUUUUAGAAGUAUGCAGGUCUGUCCUUUUGUUUUAAACUUUGCAACCACACAGCACUGAACCCCUACACGGUUUCUGAAACUUUCAGAAACAAAAAGUAAUUUUACAUUUUAGAUGCUAUGCACAUGUAAGCUUUCCUUCUCCAUACUGAAAGUUGAUUCUAUUUAAUUACGUAAUUAAGUUAUGUAUCAGUGGACAUUUCUGUAUUUAAGUCCAUUCUGCUGAGAAGAACAAAAGUGAUUUCUGAAUAUAAAAAUUUGAGACACUGAUCAGUCCAAGUGAAACUAAAAGUUUCUGAUCAAGUCAUAAUGAUCACCACCACCACCCAUGAUGUUGCCUCUAAUUUAGCAAACGAAUCUUGGGUAUUUCUUGCCGUUCUUACUGCAGAUAUGUGGCUAGCCAACUGAUUCAGCAUGGAGAGGAUCUCUGUUUGCAUUCUUCAUAACAGGAAAUUUUAGAAGUUAUUUGAUAACAAUAAACUGAGGUUACAGAAUUAUGCUGAUAUUUUUCAUAUGUCCUCAUUUUUACAUUUAUGCAGGGUUGCAUGAACAAAAAAUUUUUUGUGUUCCAUCAGAUGAAAUGUGUGAUAUCAUGUGAGUUUUAGCUUUUUUCAGCUCUGGCUACUCCCUUGUGGCAUUGACCCUUUUUUUAAUUUGCAUGUCAGAUUUAUGGUUCACUGUAACUCUAAAGAUGGCAUGUUUGUCUGUACCAAAGCAAUUUUAUUUUCUUUUUAACUCAUUACUGAUUAUAUUAUAGCUUUCAUCAGUGGUGUCUACUGCUGCUUAUGCGGGUAACACCUCAUUGCUUGCAAAAUGAGCUGAGCCAAAGUUUUCAACGCCUACUAGCAUUUUUUAUUUCCAGGUUCUUUUUGGUACUUUAUUCCAGUUUUGGGAAGCAAACAUCAAAGACAUGGUGAAGUUACUUUUAAUAUGCUUUGAUAUCUGAUUCCUUGGUGGUGGUUCUAAUGUACGAUCAGUGGCAGUUUGUAACCCGUACUGUGGGACCGGAGAUUCUUUUGGAGGAGUUCUUUCUCAAAUUUCAAUUAAUAGUGCAACAAAGUACAUUCCAUCAAAAGUACAAGUUCUUUUGUAUUAACAAGGGGCAGUGUAAGGAGUCUGAAGACAAAAGUAAUGUGCUUAACAGUUUUACUGUAGAGCAGAAGUGCAGAAAAUUCAAGGAAGCAGAAUCCCUUUUUUUCUCCCCAAUGAUAAUGAAGUCCUUUUAUUUACCAUUGUUUUCCCUCUUGGGAGGGGUAUUUACAGCUUGUUCACAUUCAAGGUAUCUCAGAAGGUUAAUUGUGGGGCAGUUAAGCAGACAAGCUGGUAUGCACAUUUUGAGUCUUUGGUAAUUCCUCAUUUGGCAGGUCAGAGUUCCUGCCAUAGAGUGUGUCUGUGUCAUUAGUAUAUAUGAUAUGCCAUGUAUGUGGAGAGGACGUUACUGAUGUACUGAAUAGUAGCUGCUUUGAUUCCAUAAGAAAUCUACUUAACCAAAUGGCUUCCUAUUGUUUCUGCCUGUCAUAGGCUGAUAGGUUAUUAUGGACAGAGAGCUAUCAAGAAGCUUAGUGAAUUCACCCAAGCAUGAGGAUUAAGCAUGCUUGUUUGCCCUGGAUAAAACAUAGUAAACUAAUCCUUUGCAUGAAAGGACUCCACAGCCCUUCCACAUGGCUUGUGUUGCCCUCUUGACAUGAUUUCUUCCAGGUGUUAGUGAUCACCACUAACAAAUAUGGCAGACAUGAAUAAUUGGGAUGCAUCAAGGAAUGAAAUAUGAAUGUUUCACACUGGGGCAUCCCUUAACUGAUGUCCCAGGCACUCUUUUUUUGGGGUGGGGCUACUUCGUUACAUGCACAGCUUGUGUUGACCAUGCUGUCUUCCAAGUUAAACUAAAAGCUAUGCUGCAUCACAAUCCUUUCUAUGUUGUACCAGUACAAUCAGCAGAUUGUGAAAUGCGCUCUCAUUAGAAGGGUACUGUGCACUAAAUAUUUUACCUCAACUCUCCUGAUGAUAGUUGAAGCUGCUACAGAGCUCACCACUUAACAAGUCUUCAAGUAGCUGUUUUACACUUACCAAAGUCAGUUACAUUACACGUGUAUGGCUGUAAACCAGUUCACUUUCAGUUCAGAUUUUUUCUUUGAUUUGUUUAAUACUAAUUGAUUUCAGUUUAUUUCUACUUAAUUGGAUUUUGACCACUUCAUGCAUUAGAAGGAAACCAUUAAUUUUAAAUAAAUUUAUUUAGCUGUAGAAAUGUUACUCUAAAAAGUCAAACUUGGUGAUUCAGUAUCUGACUGGAGUCCACCAGGCAUUACAUUUUCUGUGGCCAUGAUCCAAAGAUUUUAUUAGUUUCGUCUGCAUCAGUAGCCCACUAAAUGAAGGCCAGGCAGAUAAUAUGCCUGUGCUACUGAGAAGUGCACUAGAUAUACUGUUAAUAUUCACACCUCAGAAACACUUACUACUUCCUUCAGUACUUUUUAUGGCAUGAUGGGCUAGAAGUUAAAAAAAAAAAAAAAAAAAGCCUUAAAGCUGGAGAGUGAAGCUUGGCAAUCUAUCAGUGACACUUUAAGGGGGGUAUUAGUUUGUUGCAAUUUCAUUAGAGUGAAACAAACAAGAGCUAAGGAAUGAAAUUAAAUAAGUACAAAGGUUUGUCAGUGAACCUGAUUUGAUUUUUUUAUGAUAGGCAUCCAUAUUAAAUGUUUGACAGUGUGUAGACCAUCAACUGUAGCAUAGGUCUGUGGCCCUUGCAGGCAACAUAUUACAGCAUUUUAACGUAUGAGCUGUUCUUAGGAAACAUAAAAAUAUAUUUCAUAACAUCACGAAUAUUGAAAAAAAAAACAUGGUCAUUAGUUUAACAAGAUGAGAAUGCAGAAUGAUGCCCCAGCCAAGUAGGUUUGCUGGUCAGUCCAUUUUUCCAGUGCAGAGUUGUUGGCUGCUAAGGCCUAUCCUAGCAAGAAAUGGGCAAAAAGUAUUUGAUGUUCCAUGCAAUGGAGUGUGUGAUAUUGUUUGACUUUCAGCCCCAUACUGGGUGUCAGUCUAUCCAACAACGUACACACACACGUUUUCAAGUUUGCUUGGCAACUCAGACUCAAUCCUUCAUUGUAUGUUUGGAAUGAGUGAGGAAAAUAGAAUGGCAGAUAGAAACCACUAUGAUGAACAUGUGGAGAAUAUGCAGACUCCACAUAGAGUGUACCCCAUAGAAUAGAACCUGGGGUCCUAACACUGUGUGGAGUAGUGCUGACCAAUGUGGCACUACCAAGUUUAAUGGGACAGGAACAUUUACAAGCAGUGGAGUUAGAUGUCUGAUGGAUGAUAAUUGCAUGUGCAUUUUUACUUGGACUCUUAGUGUUUAGAACUCAGCUUACUUAGAUGCAUGAUGUAACAUUGAAAUAUGCUACUUUAAUGAAGGCAUUGCUUUUAAAUUUGGGGUUUGUACAGUCAGUGUUGUGGAAUUGCUUUCAUUACUGUGUUGCUGUGAUGUCCAGCCUGACCCACAAAGGCAAACCAAGCAAGUCUAAGCAUCAGAAGUAUAUGCCUGCUCAAACUGCCCUGCACAUACGCACAAAACUAUACUUGGAUGUAUUUAGUGCCUGUGGCCCGCUUAGUUGCUGCUGUAUGCCAGACAUCAGUCCCCUCAACCUGACAUACUCGGGGAGUAGAAUUGUCAAAAAAAAAACUGCCCCAAAUGGCUUGUAUUGUUCCAUGGCCCUAGAUACUAGCAUUACAUACGCAUUGACCCUACACCAGCAAAUGGACUGCAAGUAGAAACAUGCAGCUGAACAAAAUGAAAGCUCUUUAAUCUGUGAGAUCCCUCUGAGUAUUGUAGUUACUACAUGGCUGCUCUUUCCUAUCUUUUUUUUUCCACCUAGCCCAGAAGUACACAUUUAAAAAUGUAGACAUUUAGUCUCCUGGUGUGCUCUCCAACUCUGCUACUGUAAUUGAGAGGUAACAUUUUGUGAUCUCAGUCUUAAAUGCACACUUCAUUUGCUUUCUUUUUCCACCAUUCUCCCCUUUUCUUUAUUGCUCAGCAUUGUGCUUCUAAGUCAGCCCUAAUUUUGAAGUGCAUGUCCUGUUCCCUCCUUCCCAUGUCCCACUGCCCUGAACCAUUCUUUGUUCCCCAUUCUGUUUACCAUAAUGGGUAGUCCUAUGACUUGCACAGUUGACCUUCCUGAUAUUCCUUUCAUUACAUGGUCUUCAGAAUUGGAUCAAUAAUUCCCAUUAACGUGACUAGUACCAUCUGUAAACUGAGGAUGGUGUCUGUAGUUCUGGAGUUUCAAACCCUGGCACUUCGCCCAGCAUUUCUUUAAAUUUUACAAAAAACAUCUUAAGUUGUGUAAGUCAAUUCAGCCUUAGGAGUGAUUAAACAUUCCUCCCUCUGUCCACCUUCAGUGCAUGCUUUCUAACACCUAAAUCAGCCCUGUUUUCAUCCCUUGAGCAUUUAUACCUUACCUAAACACCUCUGUACUUUUCUACACUGAACUCCAGCUGUCUGUUAUCAGCACAUGUUGUGGGCAGCCCUUAAGUCAUUAGUAAGUAGUGUACUGCUGAUGCUAUCAGCAAGCAUGUUGAUGUUCUGUGUCCCUUUGCAAUUACCUGUGGCACCCAACUUAUUGAUGCUUUUUCUUUCAACCAUUCCUGCACCAGUUGUUGCUUGAGUAUUGGAGCCUAAACGAUUUCCUGAAUGCCUUUUCAGUUUUUGUUCCGUAUGGAGUCUUAUUUUUUAUGUCGGCAUCCUAUAAGGCAUAUUGAUGAAGACUUUAAUGAAUACCAGGUGCAUUACGUCUGUAAGUCUCCUUUCAUCAACAUUACCAGUGAUGUUAUCAUACAAAUACUUUGAUCAUGGCUGUAUGCCAUUUUCCAUGUACUGCAUGUCUUGCAGUUGGGAUUUUCGACAGGUCACCCCCAAAAGAAUCUGCAUCCAGAAGGUCUUGCAGCUUUCUGCAAAAAAUUGUAGUGUGGAUCUCUGGUAUCUUACCUUGAAAAAUACACAUUUUGUGAACUCAAUACCUCACUCCAAAGAUGUUUUUUUUUUCAAUUGUUUGGGCCUUUGCCCUGCAGUAAGUUGUCUAUUUCAAGAAUCGGUCUUCUGUUGUAAGAGUUAAAAAAAAAAGAAAAAAACAGCAAGUAAAACACUGAAAGCAACUGUAGAGAGGACACUCUGAUUAAAGUGAUUUACAGAUGUUUUGAAACCGACCUUAGCACCACAGCAAUUAGUAUAAAAACUUUCCCUCAUCAUCAGGGAACAUUUUCAUCAUCUCAUUAAUAUAUUAAAAAUUAUUUUAAAAUAUGUGGUUUCUUUGUGCUGACAUCAGUGAGGAAAACAAGAACUUGAAUCUCUGUGACGUAGGCAUAGGCUAGACCAUUGUGCAUGCACAAAGGUCCUUCAUUAAAGCCUAUGGACAUAGCACGUUACCCUAUAGUUACAUUACAACUGGAGUAGCUAAAUUGUUUGUGGUAAUUGUUUAAUAAAAAGUUUACAAAGCUUUUUAUUAGAAAAGGACAACAAAAAGUAAAAAAGGGCAAACAGGAAAAUACAUUGUGACAUUUUGACUCAUCAAAUGCUGCAAUGUAUGUAGAAACAUCGGCUUUAUACAGUUGAAGGAAAGAAAUCAUUAUUUGCACAAAAUUCUGUAAGUGUAGGUGGCAUUAUUUUUUUUCUGUAUGCUUUGCACAGGAAAAAGCUGCUUGAAAUUAAAGGAAUGUAUCACAUUGAACAACACAAAGCCCCUUCCCUUCCCUGAACCAAAAGUCAUAGUCUUCUGCCUGAUUGCCACAGGUAGUUACCAUGGAGAUAAUUGUGAUGGUACAGUCAGGAGACAGUUAUCAUCCAGGGAUAGACAACACAGAUAUAUCAGUAAGUACAUUUCUAUUUUUAUUUAUUAUUUUUUUGUUUGUUUUAAAAUACCUUACUUUAAUUUCAUAGAAUGUUGGAAUGACAAAAACUUUAAAAAACUAUGUAGUGAAGUCACACUGUUAACAUAUUUUGUUUGCGUAUCUUAGAUGUACAUGUUUGAAACCAUACCUUUUUGAAAGGAAGUACAUAUUUAGAAGCUCAUCAGUUCAGGAAAGUAUAUACAUUUUUUCAACAAAAUUUCUAGCUCAUUGAUAAGAAGUAGAAACCUUUUGUUUACCCAUUCUUCUGUAUUAGCACAAAACGAAGAACUUGUCUGAUGGAAAUGUGUGUUAGCUGUCCUGAUUCCAUAAAUGAUGUACUGAAUGACUUUUCAGCCUAAAAUUUAAGGUGUAGGGACCUUGUACACUAAGUUCAUCAGCCCAUUUGUACAAGUAGCCGAGGAACCUGGCCUUGAAGGACUAAUACUAUGGAUGAAUUUCACAGGAAAAAAAACAGUAGUAUGGUUAUUUUGGAUGAUACCAGUUGUCCAUUUUACUGAGCUAGCAUGCCUUCAGAAAAAUGCAAGACUUGAUGCUACAAAUUAUCACUGCUACUCACCUUGUAGUGGUUACUUGUUAUGUAUCCACUCCAUUUAUAUUUGAGAAUUUCCCGUUAUGACACGAAUAUCCCAUUAGUUGUUGGUUGCUUCACAGCUAUCAAGAGCAGGGCACGUUUGUGAUCAUUUUUUGUGCAACUGGAUUUAUUGGUAGUCAUUAAUAGUGUUUUUUGUUUACUUUCAUAGGAACAUGUUUUGAAUAAAUGUACAUUUGUGAAAUGCCUGUUUAAAAGGUGGUAUACAAGUAAAUGUACAUUUCUGAAUUAGAUGUAUGAAGGGUGCUUACAAACUGUGUAUCUGCUUCAAACUCAGUUGAGGAUUUGUUAUACAAGGAGCAGGAAAAAUGUAAUGAUGGCACAUGAAAAUGUGUAUUAAUAGAAACCUUUAUGUUACUUUUUAUGAUGUCUAAUUUUUCUUGGUGUAGAAUUGUGCACAGUAAGCUGGCUUCAGUUUCUCCCUCAAGAAAAAAACUUUCUCAAAAGUGAACAGUAGUGGAGGUAUGGAUGGGAUCAGGAGUUACACUAGUACUUUUAGGACCCGACAGUGUUGUACAUAUGAAUACAGAUAUGUCAGAGAAACCAAGCAGGAUAGUAUGAAUGUACCAGAUUCCCCCCUUUCCUCUAGUCAUAUUCCUGAGCCAAAAAGUUAAAUAUUAAUGGACAGGAAUGUACAAGUCUAACUUUUAGUUCUCAUGUAGCUGCAUAUCAUAGAUGUCUAAAGCCAUGCAGACAUGUUGGUUUCAUUGGUGGACAAAGACCUUUAAGUACCACGAGGAUGCUCAUAUUCCAAGGUAAUCAAAAAUAUUGUGCUUCUACUGAACCAGGGCUCUGCUUGCACUCUUCAUUUCGGCACUAUACAGAUGUCUUCCAGGCCAAGGCACUUUAUAGGUUUGUUAACUUUCAGGCUUCUUGGGCAGUUCCCGUUAUAGAAUGCUUCCCUAUGAGCAGCAAAUAGUUUUUUUUUUUUUAGGACUGUGAAAAUACAGGUGUGCAGCACAAAUCAAGCAUGGAACAUAAUCUUAAGUAUUUCUUUCAUACAAAAAAAAAAUAUAUAUAUAUAUAUAUAUCUCAAGGCAUUUUGACACCACCCCCACCCCUCGUUUUCUGUGAGGGUAUCGUAUCCAUAGAUAGUGAGUAUUGCCCAAGUACAGUUAAAAGCAUGUUCUGUUAGCUGGUUCAUCUACUAGUACUUAGUGCAAAGAAAACAAUCCUGGUACAAGAUCACAGCUUUACAAGAUCAUUCUCUAACCCACAUUCUGUUCUUGCAAUGUGAAGCAGACAUUCUGUUCUUAUUGUGCAUUAACUUGUGUUAGGAUAAGACAUCAUACAUUUUAAAUGCAUUAAGUGCAUUGAGGAUUUGAGUUUUUAAUGAAUCUCUGCAUUUCACGUGCACAAUGCAAUCGCGUUCCCCUUACUCUCAGUGUUAGCUGUUGUGUGUCUGAGCAUGAAUCUGUUAAUGGUUCACAUUCUUUCAUCAUGUUGAAUGGACAGAGCCAAAAGACUGUAUCAUAUAUUUAGGAUGUAAGAGUUGGCUGUGAUUAGUUACAAUGGAAUUACGAGUGCAGGUGGGUUUGAAAUGCGCAGACAAUGUGCAUCUUUUUUUUUUUUUUUUUUUUUUUAUACAGAUGCCCUGGAAGCUGAAAUGGUUAAUGUGUAUUUCACGCGGUGGAUAAGAAAAAUCUUAUAUGUGGAAUUUGGAAUGUAGCAGUCCUGCAGAUAAAAACAGGCAUUAUCUAGUUUUGUUUUCUUUGUAGUUGCUGUAAUGUAAAUCCAGGGGUAAAUUUGCGGGUGUCUUUACCCAGUAUUUAUGCUUUAUUUGUAACUGAUCUGGAUAAAAAAGAAUACCAUGCAGGCUCCCUAUCCCUAGGGGCAUGUGUGUGUCUGGGAGUAUUGUAAUAUAAAGAAAAAAGUGCCGAGUCAGAAACCCUGUAACAUAUUGCCCAUUAAACUCUGUACAGUAAUUUUUUCUUAACCCUUUUUAUUUAAGAUUGUGUUAUUCUUCAAAAAUACAUAUGGAAUCACAAUAGCUAGCAGCAGUGUAUAAGCAUUUAAUACAUUUCUCCUCUGUAGUGCAUAGAACUAAAUGGCAUGUAUGUGUAGGUUACUAGAGCCUAGUUACAUGCAUAGGUACAUUGAAGUAUCAUGUGAUCAUCUUGAGGUAGAGCCUGAUGCCAUUUGUAUACAAUAUUGCAACAUUAAAGCACUAGUCUGUACAUCAAUAAAAAGCUUCUAAACUGUACAGUUAGGUUGUUGUGUAUACAUUUUAUAAAUUUCUUAAUCACAUAAGGGAGGUAGCAGCUAUGUAAAUAUGUGGUUACAAAUAAAAUGUUCAUAGAUAUGGUGAAUAAACUAAAUGAAAGAAAAGCAGAUAUGGGUCUCCAAAAAAAUAACAAACAUUCUACCUGGAAUACUUUACAUUGUGGUCAAAAGAUGUUGAAUGGACACCUGUUUGAAACUUGUUUUAUGCAACAGAGACAGGUUUCUUGGAUAGCUCCCUCACACUUGCCUUUGAGGUUGCCAUUACUUUGACAAAAAGUAAAUAUUGUUUUUUUUUCACAAAAAAUCAGGUAUUUGCAAUUUGUGUUCUGCAGCAAAUUUGGAGAAAAGUAUAAUUUUGUCAUUUUUAAAAUUCAGUGCGUUUUUUUUUUCUUUCUUCUUCAUUUGGAGUACUUGUGUUUCAGAAGAGGAAUUGACAUCGGACAUAUAUAGCAGAGGCAAAUUAAACAGCACACUGGUUAAUGUUUGUAUUCUGUAUGUAAAGAAAAGUUUUUGUGUAGUAACAAAGCUGCACCAGAAUUUGCUUUUUUGGUGAAAAAUUGAUUUCACAUAAAGAGUAAAUAUUUUAAA
Protopterus annectens (West African lungfish) is the source of this 13051-nucleotide messenger RNA. RefSeq names its product single stranded DNA binding protein 4 (gene SSBP4). The transcript has 18 exons. Gene Ontology annotation, cellular component: nucleus. Gene Ontology annotation, molecular function: single-stranded DNA binding; protein binding. The coding region runs from base 148 to 1311 and encodes 387 amino acids. Gene Ontology annotation, biological process: positive regulation of transcription by RNA polymerase II. The record is from RefSeq and is a predicted model, not a curated record. Lineage: Eukaryota; Metazoa; Chordata; Ceratodontiformes; Protopteridae.